AUGGCAGCCCUUAGUGGAGAUACGACCCUCGACCCGUAUUUAAUCGCUUUCCGUUCAUCACAUUGUUACCUAGAGAGCCACACCGAGGAUACGGGGUCGCAUCAACGAUACCAACAGACUUCAACAGCUGUUACGAAUCUCACUGUUGUCCAGGUAUCCCACCUGCGAAUUCAUUCUACUGGCUUGGCGGCGUUAACCAUGAUCUUUGAAUCCAAACUUCCUCUACCCUCCGUGCCCAAGACCGAUGUGUUCAACUACAUCUUUCACCAGGGCAGACGACCAUAUCCAUGGAGUCGAGUGCUCUACCGCGUCGACCAGACCGGUGAAACCCUGACGCUGGCAGAGCUCGAGGAGAAAAGCCGACGCUUAGCUGAUGCUCUUCGCUCGGAGUAUGAUAUCAUGCCCAAGGAUGUCGUCGGAAUUUUCGCCAAGGACAGGAUCCAAUAUCCAAUCGCCUAUUUUGGCGCUUUGGCUGCCGGAGCUACGGUGGCCCUCAUCCCUGUGCAGCAAGAGAUGUCCGAAACGGACAUUGCGACUCGACUAGUGCAGUCGCAAGUGAAGCUGCUUAUCACCGACAGCGACCUAUUGCUCCUGGCCGAGGUGUCGACGGACUUGGCAGGCGCUGUUCGCCUAAUCACGCUCGACGACAGCCCGAACCAAUUGUGGGCAUCUCUGGAGCGUCUUCUUGCACGCGGCCGCCCUGACGCUGACCUCUUCCGGCUAGAAUCGGAGGCCAGCGCCGAGGAGUAUGAUGCUUUUCUGAACCGCACGAGCGGAUCCACGGGGAACGUCAAGUCCGUACUAACCAGCCAUGCCCAUUUCAUUGCUACGAUGGAAGGUACCAUCGGCACGAUUCCGGACAAUACUGACCCGGAACAUGAUGUCUGGCUCUCGCCCCUGUCACUGGGAUUUUUCAUCAACGCCAAGCUCAACAUGGGCCUCAACAUCCUGCUGGGGAUCCCUGUGGUCCUCAUGAACUCCCGCCUGGCGCGGACUGACUUCCAAGCGUCCGGCGUCGACGUCAGUAGUGUCAAGUGGCUCCUCACGGCUGGCGCCCCCAUGCACGAAAACCUGCGGCAGACGGUUUCCAACCGAUUCGGGGGCGUUCACUUGGACCUCGAAUGGGGCACCUCCGAGACCAUGCUCAUUGCAAUCCAGCGCGACGCCGACUCCCGCCGCAGUGGGUACAGUGGCACACUCGUGAACGGAAUGCAGGCCAAAGUCAUCAGCACGAUCACCGGCCAGGAACUGGGUGUGGGCGAGGCUGGCGAGAUCCUGGUGCGCAAUCAGCUGUGUCGAUUCAAGGGCUACAAGGACAACGAGGUGGCCAAUCGCGACUUCGACUCCGAAGGCUGGUUCCACACGGGGGACUAUGGGCACCUCGACGAGAAUUGCAACGUCUUCAUCAUGGAUCGGAUCAAGGAGCUCCUGAAGGUCGGGGGCGGUUACGGGACGCACAUCUCCGCUGCGGAGCUGGAGACCGUGGUGUUUGAGCAUCCCGCUGUGGCAAGUGUCGUGGUCGUGGGCAUUCGCAAUGACUUCACCCAGCUGGAUGAGCCUACCGCGUUCGUGAUCCUCAAGCCCGAGUAUCAUCAGAAUCCCCAGCUCACCCACCAUUUGGAGCGGGACAUUCUACACUUCGCCAACCAAAAGCUCACCGGGCUUCGGAAGCUGACGGGCGGUGUCCGUUGCCUCUCUCACUUUCCCAUGACAGGCUUCAAGAUCAAUCGGAGGCAACUGAAGCAGAUGGGCCAUGCGGCAGGGCAGGAUGUGGCCAAUGGCCUGUUUCCUUCCUCUGUCCCAAAUUACGUGCAAUCGGUUUGA
This is a messenger RNA of Aspergillus novofumigatus IBT 16806, 1824 nucleotides long. RefSeq names its product AMP-binding enzyme domain protein. Lineage: Eukaryota; Fungi; Ascomycota; Eurotiomycetes; Eurotiales; Aspergillaceae. The coding region runs from base 1 to 1824 and encodes 607 amino acids. Gene Ontology annotation, biological process: secondary metabolic process. Gene Ontology annotation, molecular function: CoA-ligase activity. The record is from RefSeq and is a predicted model, not a curated record. The transcript has 5 exons.